CACCACAGCCCCCUUCUCCCACUGAGCUGUGGGGCUUUCUCACGGCGGUGACCUGUCCUCUUCUCCUCCGCGUACACCUCCUGCAAAGCCCGUCUCUCUUCUCCUUCCUUUCCAUGGCCGCCCGUGGCGUGAUUUGCCCUCAGCAGCGCAAUAGUUAACGAGUGCCGGAUGCGCCCUCGCUCCAGCAGACCGCUACAGCACGAAGAUGGCGUCGGAGGGAGCCAGCGGAGAGCAGCCUCCUCCGGGACGAACACUGGCGACGGCCGUGCUGGGAAGUGUGGACACGAAAUGUGAGUUCAACAUGGAUAACCUGAGCAAGCCAGAGCUGCUCACCCUGCUGAGUAUCAUGGAGGGAGAGCUGGAGGCCCGAGACCUGGUCAUAGAAGCCCUGAGGGCUCAGAGGAAGGAGGUGUUUCUCCAGGAGCGAUACGGCCACUACAGCCUGACCGACCCCUUCCUGGCUCUCCAGCGGGACUUUGAAUCUGGGGUCCCCGGUGGAUCCACUGAGCGAAGGCCCCUGGGCUCCAGCCCCAUCUCUGUCCUGGAGGCUGUCAUGGCGCACUGUAGGAAGAUGCAGGAGCGUAUGUCAGCCCAGCUGGCCGCCGCCGAGAGCCGCCAGAAGAGGCUGGAGAUGGAGAAACUGCAGCUUCAGAGUCUGGAGCAGGAACACCGCAAGCUGACGGCGCAGCUGAAGGAUGAACGUGAGAAGAACAAGCACAUUGUCAUGAUGUUGGUUCGAGAGUGCAAGCAGCUUGCCACCCGGGUGGUCGAGGAGUCGCAGCGCUUUGACGAGCUCCAAGCUCGCCUGGACGAGGAGAGUCGCACCUCUGGCCGACUGCAGGAGGAGCUGAGCACCGAGCGGCAGCAUAGCCAACAGAUGGAAGCCAAGAUGGAGAAACAGCUGUCAGAGUUCGACACAGAGAGGGAACAGCUGCGUGCCAGGCUGGGCCGCGAGGAGGCCGAGAGCCAGAGUCUACGGCAGGAGGUGGAGCAGCUCAGGACUGAACGGGGCGAAGGGAAGGAUGCUGCUGUUGCCCAACCUGCUGCUGCCACCAGCCCACCACCCAAACCUAAAGCUCUGAUGUCUGUUUCCGUAGCCACAGAGCCCAUCAGCUCUCGAACAGCGUCUUGCCAAACGGACCUGCCCCCCACUGAGGUUGAGGGUCCAAAGAAGACCCCCCUCACUAUACCCGUCAAACCAACCCCUGCCAACUAUGUGGGCCUGAGCCUUCCAAAGACAUCUGGCCGGGGUAUCGUCCACAGCAGCUCAGGAGGACUGACACAGACAGAGAACGGCUCAGAGGGCCAAGCCCCCCACGGAGUACCCAGCGGGGUCAGUCCCCGUGUCCAGGCGGCCCGCUACAAGUUCCAGGAACAAGACCAAAACGGCACGGCAUCCCAGAGUCCUCCAGCCCGUGACCUCUCCCCCACCAACCGUGACAACUUUGCCGCCAAGCAGCAAGCACGUCAUACAGUCACGCAAGUUCUCUCGCGCUUCACCAGCCCUCCAGCAGGAGGUGCUGGAUCCCUGCGUCCAGGCCUGCCCCACUCAGCCUCAGAGGGGGGUCCUUUUCCCGGUCGCCUGAGCCACCCUAUCGGCAUCAAGUCGCCAACGGUGGCCAGGAUCGACCGGGGAAACCCUCCCCCUAUACCUCCCAAAAAGCCAGGGCUCUCCCAGACCCCCUCUCCUCCGCAUCCACCCAUCAAAGUGGUGGGAGACAGCAGCCGCUCCCCUGGGGCUGGAUUAAAACCAGCCACGCCCCAGCUGCCGCCCAAACCCGCCCUGGACCUGGUCCCAGCCCUGACGGCCUCUCAGGUGGGUGCCUGCCCCUCUCCAGGGCCUGGCCGGAGCCCUGAGCGGCAGCCGGCAGCAGCAUGUGCAGAGUGCCCCCCCGUCAUCAGCCCUUCCACCACUGUCAGUAGCCCCUCCUCCAUAAACCCCCCUUCCACCUCCUCCUCCAUUAGUGCUUCAUCCUCCCGUAGCCCCCGUUCCUCAGCAGGCAGCCCACUGGCAACAGCAUCAGGCUGGUGUCCCUCCGUAGUCUCCUCUUUAAGUGGCGGUGGGCCUGCUGCCCUGGACGGCGGGCACCCCCUGCUCCUCCAAGCUGCUUCCCAGGGAAAUGUCACUUUAUUGUCAAUGCUGCUUAACCAACCAGACCCGACCACCACCAAUACCACUACCACCUCCACCAACAUCACCUCUACCACCGCCAUGGAGAACAAGCCCAAUCAUCCUGACCAAGACCACCACCUCUACCACAACCACAACCACAUCCAAACCUCUGCCUUGUUUGCUGCUGUUCAGAACGGACACACAGAGUGUGUGAAGCUGCUGCUGUUUUCGGGAUCGCCUGCUGAUUUAUCGGAUGAAAAUGGAUUCACAUCUUUACACUUUGCCGCUGCCCACGGCCACAGCAGCUGUGCAGAGGCGCUGCUGGCUGCAGGAGCUGCUGUGGAUGUGGCGGCGGCGGAGGGGGGGCAGACCCCCCUCUUUCUGGCCUGUGAGGCAGGACAGCUAGACUGCAUCCAGGUCCUGCUGUGUGCCGGAGCCGAUUGCUCGCGUACCACCACGGACGGCUGCACGGCUCUUCAUGCGGCAGUGCGCUCCGGACACGUGGACACGCUGCGUCUCCUUCUCUGCCACCCGCCGCAGGGUGACCCCACUGUGACCCCUGACCCCUCCGGCACCCUGGCACUGCCUGCUGCCCUGCUGAACCAGGCCAACAGUGAUGGAUGGACGGCUGCACACAUGGCUGCUGCCCUGGGCCUCAAGGAGUGUCUGGAGGUGCUGUGCAGCCACAGUGAACAGGACAUCGAGAGGAGAGAUGAGUGUAAUCGAACCAUUCAUGACGUGGCGACUGAUGACUGCAAAGAUCUGCUUGAAAACCUCCACUCGUACCGUGUGCUGGUGCGUCUCCAGUCUUCGGGUGGAGGAGGAGCGGGCUCCAUGUGUCCUGUGGAGGCCCUGGAGGAGGAGACAAAGUGGGGCCCCGGCAGCCAGUUGGUGCUGUGCCGAGUGUCAGUGGACCGGUCCAUGUGCUGGGCCCAGCUUGGCUCCGCCCUCAGCCACGCCUUCACCUUGCACCUCAACAUUAUCUGCGGAGAUUCUCAAACAGCGAGGGAGGAGGCGCAGGUGCAACGCCCCCUGCUCGGCCUCGGCCCCACCAGUAUCGCCUCCAUCCUUAUUGGAGAUACUGAGUGGCUGCCGGGUGAGGAGCUGCCUUUAUCCCCCUGGGACCUGGUCAGGAAGCCUCUGAGCCAGUGCAUCACCAUCCGCCUCAAAGGUUUGUCUGAGUCCAGUCUCGAUGAGUUGGCCCUGGAGUCUCUCUUCCCCCUGCCGCUGCUGCAAAAUUACGUCCGCCUGGUGGAGCAGUACGGAAACCUCAUCUUUCACGGGCUGGAGGGCAGCUGUCAGGAGUACGUCGCCCGGCUGGUGGCCCACUGCAUCAAGUCCAAGCAGGAGACCGGGGGGCUGGUCUGUGACGUGGUGAGGGUGGAGGUGGAGGAAAGCCUGACCAAAGAGCAGCUGCUGGAGGCUUUCAUCACCUGUGGUUUCCUCGUGCCGGCAGUGGGUCUGGGGGAGGGGCUUCCACCUGGUCACGCUGGGCGCUGUGUGGUCGUGCUCCUCGAGGGGCUGGAGAAGGCUUUAUCCCUUACAGGGCUGCUGGGAGACCUCUGCCACAGUCUGGACAACAGGGGCUCUGCUGCACCGCUGCUCCUGAACACUGGUCCCCACCAUUUCUGUGAAGACAGUUUCUUGAUUGCCACGUUGUCGAAGCCACGGCUGCAGGGGUGCGAGCUCCGCCUCCAGCAGCAUUUCCGCUGGGUGACUCUUCGCUGGGACCAGGAGCCGCUGCACGGCCUGCUGGGAAGGCACCUUCGCAGGAAGCUGCUCCAUAAGAUGGGCACUGGUGUCUGGACACCGGCCGGCGUCAUGGAGCGCUCGGUGCUGUGGGUGAGUCAGGUGUGGCAGCAGCUCAACGCCUGUCUGUCACGCCUGGGGACCCAUGAGGCUCUGCUGGGCCCGCAGCUCUUCCUGUCCUGCCCUGUGGUCCCUAACAACACACAGGCAGUCGUCAGGUGGCUGGCUCGGCUCUGGAAUGCCGUGGUCGUCCCCCGCGUGGAAGAAGCCGUCAUCUCCCGGGUAACAGCCAAGCGUUCCUCCGCCUCCUCCAGCACUACCUCCUCUUCCUCACCAGUGUCGCAGCAACCGUCUCCUAGCAACUGUGGGCUGACUGCCGGGCAGCAUGCAGUGGUGAAAGCCGCUCUUAGCAUCGUGGUCAACAAAGCGGUUCUCCUGGGUUGCCCUCUGCCUCGACACGAAAUUGACAGAUACCUGCUGGAGUUUCGGGGUGGGACCCUCCCUCUGACCACCAUGGGCUCCUUUAAAGGAAGCAGUGGUGGAGGAGGCAGAAAGGGACGGGACGGCAGCAAGCUGAGACGAUCCAACACCAGCCCACGCAAGAAGGGAGGCCCCAACCUAAACUGGAGCUGUGGAGGUUCCUUCAGAGAAGGGUCACUGUCCAACACUGACGUCAGCUUCAUCACCAACGGCAAAGUCGAGAGGGAACCUGUCGGUCUGUCUGUCUUCUCUGAUGAUGAGACUGAUCUGAUCAGAGAGCUGCAGACCAUGUGCUCCAGCAAGUCCGAGCCAGACAUCAGCAAGACCAAAGACGACCUGAUCCUGUUCUCCAGCUCUCCCAGUGAGGUGUCACCCCCCCACAAGGCCGAACAGGAAACAGCCGUCCAGCAGCAACCGCAGACGUCCGGCCACAGCUCCGGCCAGGCAUCCGUCCAGAGCAGCGACCGGCGCUCAGGCUCCCGCGCCAAGUCGCAGCUCCCCAUCCCCAGCAGCAGGGGGCAGCAGGCACGAGCGUCCAUCAGCAGCAUCAAUAACAGCGGCAGCAGCAACAGCAGCCCCAUCCGAACCCAGACGCCUCCCAGCCGCAGCAGAACAACCAACAGCAGCAGCAGCAGAACAAAGCAGGUUUCACCCGAGAGCAGCAGCAGAAGCAACAACAACUACUACCGCAACAACAUCAACGACAACAACCGAUCACACGAGGACAUCUGGAUCCUCCACAGAGACCUGCAUGAAAACAACAAGUAGACACUCCUCCCUCCUUCCUUCUCCUACCCAUGAUUCCGCUGUGAUCUCCCUCCAUGAUGUAAAGACUAGGUACCUGACGACUUUUGACUUUUAGUAUUUGUACUUGUUAGCUGUACUUGUUACACUGUACUACAGUUGUGUACUUGGGGACCAUAGUUUUAUUCUAUUACAGUAUUUGAAGUAUUUGAUCCGAGGGUUUGGUAAGAAUUUACAUGGGCGAAAUAAACAACAGAAGGUAAUGCAGCAGGUUACUUUACUGUUGCCUUAUUCCAGUGUAUCAACCUGCAUAUUAUGGGACAGUAUUCAGUAACAGCGUAAGGAUUUAAGAAAUAGAGUAUUUGGCUGGUGGAAACUGCCUAAGAACAGUCGUGGCACAGUAUUUUUGUGAACUUAAAGUGAAAUACUGUACUUCUGUUUUAAGGCCAUUGAAGAGUAAGUGAACAUGUUUAUAGGUGUUACUUUUAAAAGAGAAGGGUCUUUGGAUCAAAGGAAGAGACGAGCAGUUUUUUUUCUUUCUUUCUGUUGUUUUUUUUGCUAUUAAGUAUUUUGAGAUAUUCAAGUGUUUUAUCUUUAAAUAGUUGCAAGGUUGAUUUAAAUACUGUUGAAAUUAAUCAGGGUUUUACCAAAUAUAUUUGUAAAUAAGAAUUAGUAUGUUUAAAUGCUCUAUAGAUUGGUGUACGUGGUAUGACGCUUGUACAGUGACAGAAACCUUAAAGUAAAACUGCUGGAAAAAAAACUAACUAACUUGUACAUAGUGUUUGUAAGAUGAGUUUGGUUCUGAAUCCUUUACUUGUUUCAAAGUGAAGGGGAUGUGGCAAUAAGUAAUAGAACUGUAUAAACACAGGAUGUCCUCUGUCAACUGUAAGCCAUAAUAAAUAUUUUAAAUGCCCA
Molecule: messenger RNA, 6001 nt
Organism: Limanda limanda (common dab)
Lineage: Eukaryota; Metazoa; Chordata; Actinopteri; Pleuronectiformes; Pleuronectidae
Gene: cttnbp2
Product: cortactin binding protein 2
Exons: 23
Coding region: 206-5110 (1634 amino acids)
Biological process (GO): regulation of synapse organization
Cellular component (GO): glutamatergic synapse
Molecular function (GO): protein binding
Source: RefSeq, a predicted model, not a curated record